AUGGACAAAAUAAGGGAAGAGCUACUUCGUUUGCGCGCUGUACGAGAGAGAACUAGUGACAAGGAAACAUCGCUUAAUGAUUGUCUGGAUCUUAUCAAAGAAUGCGAAGAGUCUAAGUUUCUUUUUAACUCUGAACUACACAAGCAGCUAAUGUCUGCGCGUGACAGCUUGCUGAAGUUCACUCAUAGACUGAUGAGUUUGUUCCAAAAGCCAUCGUCGUACUACAACUUAGUAGAGAUUGUUCGAGAUCGUGAAGACAUUGCGCCGCUUGUGGAGGGUCAAAUUAUUCCUCGUUUUUUGGUAGAUUCUCCUGCACCCGAGGAUCAAUGGGUACAACUGCGAGAGUUCUCAUCGUGCCAUGAAAUGAAGCAACACAUUCAUGCACUGCGAGACCAACAACGUGCACUCAUUGGAUCAUUGCAAGAUGCAAAUUCGAAGCGUUCAACUGUCGACACCUGUAUCUGUUUGAGCAGUACUUCGCAGCAGCCUUCCGAUAUACUGAUCUGUAUCCUUUGCCGGGCAAAAUAUCAUGUGUCGUGCUGUGACUGGGAUCCAUUCCUCGAUCGACUUCCCGAAGGUGCCUACCUUUGUGUGAGAUGUUUGCGUGGAAGAAGGCCAUGCAUCGAAGAUGUUCAAGCUGCCUGUAAUUUAGCUCCAUCCAACUCCUUAGAGGUCAUUCUCGUCCGUGAGCUUGUUAAUCGUGGAAGAGAGCUUGCGUGUUUGCGUGGAAGAAGGCCAUGCAUCGAAGAUGUUCAAGCUGCCUGUAAUUUGGCUCCAUCCAACUCCUUAGAGGUCAUUCUCGUCCGUGAGCUUGUUAAUCGUGGACGAGAGCUUGCGUGCGAGGCAAAAACUGUCCUCGCUGACAUUGCAGUAGUAGGUGAUGAGCUGAGUGGGGAACUUAAAGACAGGUUCCUUUUACGAACAGCUCAGUCGGUGGUGGAGUCGGUGCUGGCGUGUGAGAUCCUGGAUAUGGAUGUUCUACCCAAAGUUGCAUCACUCAUCCAAAAAACAUGCUCAUCCAUUCUCGAUGAUCAAAAA
Molecule: messenger RNA, 1038 nt
Organism: Strongylus vulgaris
Lineage: Eukaryota; Metazoa; Nematoda; Chromadorea; Rhabditida; Strongylidae
Source: the annotation of a GenBank genome assembly